Molecule: messenger RNA, 389 nt
Organism: Clunio marinus
Lineage: Eukaryota; Metazoa; Arthropoda; Insecta; Diptera; Chironomidae
Source: the annotation of a GenBank genome assembly
AAAGCAGGAGCAAGUGUUUUUAUAUUCGGUGCUGACGGAAUAGUAAGUUUGAAUUUGCGUGACUGCCUCCAAAUUCGUUGACCACUGAAGAAAGUAAUUUAUAUAAAAAAUGUGUAAAAUCGAUUUCAAUAUACUCAAGGCGAACAUUCGUCUCAAGCUUGAAAGCUUUGGGAUAGUUGUGGCUAUAAUAAAUUUAAUUAUUGUAAUUGCUGCUACAAUAUUUUCUAUCCUUCGCCUUAUUCAUGGUGUAAUAAGGCAUGGUAAUGAUGCAUUUAUUGUUGGCAUUUGUUUCUUUGUCUUUGUUAUAAUUUUCCUCGUGGCUUUUGUAUCAUUUCAACUGAUUGAUGGAGUUGGUCCGGUAAGAAAAAUCUAUUUGUGUCUCUUAUAAA